Pseudo-nitzschia multistriata is the source of this 2442-nucleotide messenger RNA. The record is from the annotation of a GenBank genome assembly. NCBI's taxonomy places the organism in Eukaryota, Bacillariophyta, Bacillariophyceae, Bacillariales, Bacillariaceae.
AUCAUCAUAGUAGACGAUCGGAGUGCAUUUCUUAGUCUUGUGAGCAAGAUGGAGGCAAACAACGAUGGGAAUGGCAAUGCUGCAGCCGCCGAGGACAACAUCGCGGACGAUAACAACAAUAACAAYGACAACCAAAUCGAUUUAGGCGAUGAGGCUGGGGAAAACGAAAACGAAAACAACAAUAACAACGACGACAACAACAAYAAUAAUAACKUGAUGGUUCACGUCGAUGUCGACAUAGAAGAAGGAGAUGGUGACGGAGACGGCGACAACCGUGUCCUUGAUGGAGGUGUCGCCGUGAAUUCAGAAGACGACGCCUCGAAGGCCAAAAAACUCUCGGAGAACUGCGAUUUGGUAAGCAGCACGACUAGACACAUAAUUUGUCACGUAGUUCUCCGUAGAAUAUCUACGCAGUGAGAUUUUCAACGAUCAAGCCGUUCUUGGAAAAAUUGGCAAUCCCCUCACAAUCUAAUCUAACGUUGUUGGGUUUUCUCUCUGUUCUGUCGUCCGCCACUGAAUCAAUAUUGUACCAUAGCUGCUUUAUAUUCACUGCGAAGAACCSAUUGCUCGGGCUCCGGACCAUCCGGUGAUGCGGCCAGGUGUCACGGUAUCCAUCGGUCUAGACAAAACCACAAAACUCAGGGCCGUCUUCCAGAGAUACGUCGACUAUUGCAACAAAUUUGUCGAGGGGGACGGGGAAACCKCAGUUUAUCCGACUAUCAGCACRCGAGAUCUGGAKUUUGCCUUUUGUCAACUCUUGAACGAGAACGAUACAGCCGAAACUAGUGCACUAAUGAAGAAUGAUCGAAUAAAGGUUAGAAAUAAUAGGGCAACCGAGCGAGCAAAAGAAGCCGAGCAGAAAAGACUCUUGAGAGAUGCCGAUCGCGAAUACUUYCGUCAGAUGCGGCACUUGCUACCCGAAUCUUGUCCAGCAAGAAUUGCAGAUGUCAUAUUGGACUGUCAGGGAAAGCUCGUGGACAAAAACGGGCGCAACCAGAGACUCUUGAGCACUACCGUCCGAGCCCACUCGUCUUUUAUCGGCAAGAGGUGCCCGUGGUUGAUGGCAAUUAUUCUACAGGCACGGCAAAAAGCGAAACGGGAAGCACUCGAGCGAGAAAAUGCACAAAAAUCCGAAACGCCAGACCAUUCACAAAUGCGUGCCGCCGAAAUCGAAAACGACGAAGAGGCCGAAAACGGUGAUUGCACAAUUAAAUGUGCUGCCAAYGACGAURCCGAAAAAGAAAUUGGACAUGUCGAAGAAGGUAUCAGUGCACCCGCUCAGAUCAAUAUGGUAGAUGUUUCCUCAGACGACGGAAAGGUAAACGUGAUUAGAGUUGACGACGACGACGACGACGACGACGACGACGACGAUGCCGAUAAUGUAGUUUCAUCGUCUCGUCAUCAAUUGCAAUCACGAGCGGAGGCAAGUGUGUUGACAGUCGUUAUUAAGGACCAUUCUCCAGAAGCUGUUAAAAUUCUCCUGGAGUAUUGCUACACGAACCGAGUUGUGGCGUUGGGUCACGACGCAUUUGUCCAAGCUUGCAAAACGAGACCAACAAAGCACAAUGGACCGGUCCAUCCAAACCAUUCUAGCGCGAAACGAUGGCCAAACAAUGGUAUGCCGGUYGURCCAUUUUCCGUCGCGCUGGCUGCGAUAAAACUAGCCGAGGAGGCAGGCAUGCAUCGAUUAUCACUUAUGUGUGAAGUGAGUGCUGCGCUUCUCACAUCAUCAAGUAACGUUGUUGAGGCCCUCACGAUGUCUGCUAUGCAGAAAAGCAUUUCUGGAAAUGAUYUGCCGCGUCUUCGACGGGCCGCGAUGGUGGUGAUUCUGAGACGUGGCCCGAGAGGCGUUUCUGAAAUCGGKCGAUCAAGCUUUUUCAGGAAGGCMUUGGAAGAAGAGAGAUCGAUGAUUGUCCCCACUCUGUUGCAAAGCACACAGGAGAUUUUGACCCACUGGGAAAAGACMAAAGGCGUCAARCGUGUGAGCUCCGAACUGCRCAAUCUAGAUUUCCUUGAUUUGGACAGGAAGGACAUAUAUAAUAGAGCGCUCGAGCGCGACAAGAGACGCCGAGAAAGAAGAGACCAGCAUGAUGAAGAUUGCAUAAAYGAAUACAGUGCCGACGAGUAUGCUUAUGGAGAACAUAUGGCAUCCAAACGAGCUCUCGACAUGAUGUUGAAUCAUGAUAUGGAUGUCAUAAGACGCGACCUUGGUCAGAGAGUAAUGCAGCGUAUGAGAACAAGCGGCAGUCGGAAACGAUGCAGAAGAAGCAGCAACAGGUCGGGAGUUAUUUUUGGCAACCGGGAAACAUAGAUUGGAAGGCAACGAGGUUUUCGCUUUUUUGCUAUUGUUUGCCCUUCCUUCGAUUCCAAAUAGCAACAAUUAUUAUAAUAUACGCCCACCCAUUGAAGCUACGUGUAUAUUAAGAAAAAAAACUUUAGCCU